This is a messenger RNA of Tetrahymena thermophila SB210, 4290 nucleotides long. Its product is annotated as bowman-birk serine protease inhibitor family protein. The transcript has 19 exons. NCBI's taxonomy places the organism in Eukaryota, Ciliophora, Oligohymenophorea, Hymenostomatida, Tetrahymenidae. The record is from RefSeq and is a predicted model, not a curated record.
AUGGUUUUGAAAUCAAAAAUAACCUUUAAUUAAAUUUUUUAUCUAUUGAGCAAGUCUUUUAUAAAAACUUUAGAUCAAAUACUUUGUUAACAAAAAAGGAUUUUGUUGGUGAUUUUUAAUAUUUCUGGUUAGAAAUUCUUUAAAACUUAUAUUAACAACCAACUUUUUUUAUUAUAAAUUUUCUUCAAAUUUAUUGGUUAGCCACAAAGCAUAUCUAAUUAAGAAAUAAAGAAAAAUAGAUACCAAUAUAAUUUGAAUUAAAUAGUGAUUCACUAAAUAAGUAGAAAAAAAGAUAUUAACUAAAAUCAAUUUAUGCCUUCUUUAAAAAUGAUGACCUCAUUAAAGAAAGCUUUACUGUUUUUAAUGUUUACCCUUCAGUGUUUAGUAAAGGCAUAAACUGAAAUGGUUCAAGUUGCAUUUGAAUUACAGGGAAAUGUUUAAAUGAGUGAUCUUGUAAAUUGGACUUGCUUGUAGAAAAAUGUUAUUGUUGUGUCUGGUGGUAUUUAAAAUUGGGCUUUAACUUCUUUAGGUCCUUUAGGUUAAAAUGUACCAGCAAGUAGAACAAUAUCUGGACUUACUCCUCACAAUUAAUUAAUUUUUACUAUUGAUGUUUUCUAUUAAUAUAUUGCUACUCCUUUUACUGGUACUGAUAAUAUCUAAGUUAUUCUUGAUGGUACUUAAGCUAGCUAUUUGACAUUUACUCCUUAUGAUGGGUUUACUUUUGCAAAUUUAAUAACAUGUACAGGAAACCUUACUCAUACUGUGAAUACUCUUUCUUUAAAUGUUAUAAGUAACUAUGUGCGUCCCCUUUCAGAUCAAAGCUAUUAUAUAAGAAACUUUUAGGCUUGGGUUAAACCUUGUCACUUUAGUUGCACAUAGUGUUCAGCAUCAAAUUCAUAGAUAUGUACUAGUUGCCCAGCCUAUGCAACAUUAAAUGGUAACUUAUGUACUUGUGACAAUUCCCAUUUUAUGUUGAGUAAUAAUUGUGUAUCUAGUUGUCCUUCUGGAUACACUCCUGAUACAGUUAAUAGAAUAUGCUUGCUUAAUGUUUUAAACUGUGCCACUCCAAAAAAUAUUACUGCAUGCUCUGCAUGUAAUGCUGGUUACUUCUUGAAUGCUUAGGAUUUGACUUGCUACUCUUCAUGUCCAAUGGGAUUAGAGACUGUUGGCAAUAACUGUUAACCGUAUGAGUAUAAGUUAAGUCCCUAAACAGGAUUGUUGCUGUUUAGUCUUUUUGAUAGACCUUGGGCUACGAACAAAGAAUUCAGUGUAAAAGGUACAUCAUUUAGCAUAUGUGGUGGAUGUAACGGUUAAUAUUCAAUUAGAAUCAGCGGAUGGUGUGGAAAUGAUAAAAUUUUUGGAGGUUAUGGAUCUCAAACUUCUAUGUCUUGGAGUAAAUAAAUUACUGCUCCCCCUCAUUAUAGAUAUAGAUUAUAUGUCAAACUCUAUUUGAUAGAUAAUUGGACUGGAGGAGGUUCUGUUACAAUCACUGUAGACUCUAACACCUAUACUUACACUACUGCUAAUUGCCCUUGGUAUCAGCAGCUAUGUGGAAGCUUGGCCUAUAAUGAUUGUAUUAUAAUAGUUGAUUAAAUAGUGCCCCAUACUACUACUCCAAUUAAUAUUUCAAUGUCUUCUUCGGUUGGAUAGGGGAGUACACAAUAAACUUUUGGAUUUAAUAAUUUCUAUUUUGCAGUUGAUCAAUGUACUCCUAAUUGCAUAGCUUGUACUUUUACUACAAUAAAUGCUUGUACUCAAUGUGCACCUGGAUAUUAUCUAAAUACCCUUGACUCUUUGUGCUAUAAUCCUUGUCCUAAUGGGUAAUAUGGCUCAAAUGGUGUAUGUUAUCCUUGUGCAGUUCAAUGUGCUACUUGUAUUACUUCAGCAGCAAAUUGCCUGACUUGUGCAGCAAAUCGUAUAGGACCCCCUACCUGUAAUUGUGCAGAUGGUUCUUUCAGUUUAAAUGGUACAGCAGCUAAUUGUACACCUUGUAAUUUUAGAUGUGCUACAUGCUCAAAUACUGCAACUAACUGUACUUAAUGUGCAGCGAAUAGAGACCCCUUAACAAUACCAGCAUGUAAUUGUCUCGUUAAUAAUUAUGAAAUAGCUGGUACCCCUGCUUGUUAACCUUGUUUUAACGUAUGCUCUUAAUGUACUGGUCCCAACUAACCUCAAUGCACUGCAUGUAAGUCUCCCACAAGAGAUCCUAAUCAAGCAUGUGCUUGUGCAGCUCAUUAUUUUGGAGAUUUUAAUAAUUUAGCUUGCAACACUUGUGAUCCAACAUGUUGGAAUUGCUCUAACACAAGCACAAACUGUACUAGUUGCCCAGCAGGAUCUGCACCAGCAAAUACUCUACCAAGAAAUCUUAAUGUUAAUUAAUGUAUUUGUCCUUAAGGUUCCUAUGACACUUUAUAACCUUAUUGCCCAACAUGUAAUUAUAGAUGUGCAAUAUGUACAGGACCUACCAGCACUCCAGCUGAUUGCUAAUAAUGCCAACCAGGAAGAUAACUAGCCAACAACUGUGCUUGCAUAUCUGGAUUUGAUAUUGUUGGUCAAGCAACAUGCUCUGCUUGCCCAGUAUAAUGCUAAACUUGCGAUGGAUUAGGUAAUUGCUUAGUAUGUGCAGGAACUACGAGAUAAGCUAUUCCAUAAUGUCUUUGCAAACCUGGCUACUAUGAAAACAACACUCCUGAAUGUGCAUAAUGCAUGAGCAAAUGCGGAACUUGUGUAAAUGGAACUGCUUGUACUUCUUGUGCAGCUGGACGUGACCCACCUAACUGCGAUUGCUAAUACGGUAAAUAUAGUGACGCUAAUGGAGUUUGUUAACCUUGCCAUCCAAAUUGUUUAUCAUGUUCUGGCCCUGGAUCUAAUUAAUGCAUUUAAUGUUCUCCAAAUCGUGUCUCACCUCCAUAUUGUAAUUGUCCCAUAGGAACUUUCUCAAUUACAAAUUAAGUAACAUGUCCUAGAUGCGAUCCUACCUGUUUGACUUGUAAUGGACCAAAUCCUAACAACUGUACUAGCUGUGAUACUUCAAAUAGAAUUUUAUCUGGAAAUUAAUGUGUAUGCUAAGAUGGGUAUUUCAGUAAUAUUUAUGGAUAAUGCUAAUAAUGUAGUAGUUUUUGUGCAAAAUGCUCUGAUUUGUAGACAUGCACCUAGUGUAAUGGUAAUAGAUACGGAAAUAACUGCUCUUGUCCCUCAGGAUUUUUAGACACAUAAGUUGCUGUUUGUCCAGCUUGCGAUCCAAGAUGUGCUGAAUGUUCAGUAACUUCUAAUAAUUGUACAGUUUGUGCAGCAAAUAGAAUUACAUAACCUUAAUGCCCUUGUAGUCCAGGAUUUUACGAAAUUGCAAACACAAAAUAGUGUGAUGUUUGCUAAUGGUAAUGUGCUACUUGCUAAACAACCUCUGAUACAUGCUUGAGUUGCAGAGGAAAUAGAAUUUAUAUUUAGACUUAAAAUGAUUGCAUCUGCCCUGAUUACACCUACGAAGACUACGUAUCUUAGCAAUGUCCAAGUUGUCAUCGUUCUUGCAAAAAAUGCUCAGGUGGAUUAGCUUCAAACUGUGUUAUUUGUAGAGAUAGUUAUGUUAGAGAUUCAUUAAAUAAUUGUAUUUGUCCAUCAAAUACUUAUGAAGAUAAAAUUAAUUUUGUAUGUAAGUAGUGUGAUGUUAGUUGCUUAACAUGUGCUGGAUCUUCCAACUCUUAAUGCACUUAAUGUGCUUCAGGAUAUUUAAAUUAGUAAGGAAUUUGUGUAAAAUAAUCAGGUCAAGCUGGAACAUGCUCCCCACUUUGCACAUCUUGCGAUUCUAAUUUUAAUUGUAUUGGAUGCAAAGACACUUUAAGAUAAGUAUUGAAUGGUAAGUGCGUUUGUUUAGGAGGAACUUAUGAUGCAGUAACAUCUUGUUAAAAUUGUAACUCCACUUGUCUUUAAUGCAGUGGUGCUAGCCCUAGUUCAUGUACUCAAUGUAGAGAAGGAUUUGUAUUAACAAGCGAAGGUUAUUGUAAAAUUGAUGUCACUGAUUAAAAUUCUAAAGGUCUAAUGAUAGGAUUAGUUGUUGGGUUUAGUGUUUUUGUUGGUUUGAUUUUAAUUUAUGUAAUUUAUAGGAUUGUUAAAAAUUAACUCGCCAAAUAAGCUGCUGCAGAAAAUUAUGUUUAUUAAGAUUCUAGACACCUUGAUGAGUAAUCAUAAAUCGACAUGAAUAGAUCAUAAGGAAUUAAUUCACCUUAAAAUCAUAUCUAACAUCAAAAUACAUAACACUUUUAAAAUUAAUAUAUGAGAGCUUCAUUUUAUUGA